AUGUGGGACCUUAUUUCACCUCUCAUUAAAGGAAUUCACGGUGAACUUACUGAUGAAAUAAAAUAUCAAAAAAUAAAGCAUGAGGUUAAAGAUUGUCGUGAACUUAUUGAAAGGCUAGCUUCAAAAGCCAAACUUGACCCUUUAAGCGUGGAAUUUUCGCAGCAUCGUGAUGAACACGAUAAAUUGAAAUACCUGAGAGAAGAAUAUAAUAUUCCAAAAGCGGGUGAUAUUGCAAUGAGUAAUGUUGCGUCAUUGAAUCCUAAUGAACCUAGUAUAUAUUUUUGCGGUAACUCUCUUGGGCCUAUGCCAAAACGUGCAAGAGAAUUGGUGAACCAAGAACUUGAUGUGUGGGCUUCAUC
Messenger RNA from Scutellospora calospora, 359 nucleotides. NCBI's taxonomy places the organism in Eukaryota, Fungi, Glomeromycota, Glomeromycetes, Diversisporales, Gigasporaceae. The record is from the annotation of a GenBank genome assembly.